Messenger RNA from Dracunculus medinensis (Guinea worm), 555 nucleotides. The record is from the annotation of a GenBank genome assembly. Lineage: Eukaryota; Metazoa; Nematoda; Chromadorea; Rhabditida; Dracunculidae.
AUGAUAUGUAUUGGUAAUGAUAAUAAAUGCUAUACGUCGAAUAAUUGUGAAUAUGGAAAUGAUGUUGAAAACAAAUCAAAGAACGAACCAGUUCAACAAACACUUUCGUAUUUUGAUGUCCUUCUACCACACGUUCAGAUGGCAUCAACAAAUCCAUUCAUAUUAUCACUAAAUAGCUCGAAUGAGCGAAAAUUAUGGUCGCAGCAGUGGGUUCAGUUACUGCAACAAUCAUCAUGCCAACAAUUUCGCGAAAAUUCGAUAAAUUUAUUUUUGCAACCGUUUCGCAAAAAUAAGAGAAUUCGGACAGCUUUUUCACCGCAGCAACUUGUGCAACUAGAAAAAGCAUUUCAGUCGAAUCAUUACGUUAUUGGCAAUGAAAGAAAACAAUUAGCUAUAAAACUUUCAUUAACAGAAACUCAGGUUAAGGUUUGGUUUCAAAAUCGGCGGACAAAAUAUAAAAGGAUUAAAUGCAAUAGUGAGAAUAAUAACGAUAUUGGCAGUAAUGAUUCCACAAAUCCAGCUAAUAUUGAAAAUAAUAACAAUGAUAAAUGGUAA